AUGUUGCUGAGGGUGGAGGGAGGCCAGGUUCCUGAGUUUGGGGCUGGAAGCCAGGUGGAGCUGGAAACCAGCAUCUCAGAAAGCAGCUGGGGCUGGGUUUGGGUGGGAAGGGGACCUGGAUUAGGUGGGAGCAGGUCUCUCACUGGCCUUUUCCUACAGGUGGCUGCAUUCUUGGCAAUGGUCAUGGGAACCCACACUCUUGGUUCCCAUGAAGGAUUCCAGAAGGACUGCAGCCAUCGGCCCAGCUGCUGCCCCAGGAAAGGGCAGGACUCCACUGAGGAAUGGCUGAAGUGGAGCACUGUGCUCAUGACUCCCCCAGAACCAGCUAGCCUCGCCUCCCACCCAGAAUCCUGCAGGUCCAGCGAAGAUGGACCCCUCAACAGCAGAGCCAUCUCCCCCUGGAGAUAUGAGUUGGACAGGGACUUGAACCGGUUCCCCCAGGACCUGUACCACGCCCGUUGCCUGUGCCCACACUGCGUCAGCCUCCAGACGGGCUCCCACAUGGAUCCCCUGGGCAACUCGGAGCUGCUGUACCACAACCAGACCGUCUUCUACCGGCGGCCGUGCCGCAGGGCGCAGGAGGCCCACAGCGGCUACUGCCUGGAGCGCAGGCUCUACCGCGUCUCCUUGGCUUGUGUGUGUGUGCGGCCUCGUGUGAUGGCCUAG
This is a messenger RNA of Lemur catta (Ring-tailed lemur), 666 nucleotides long. RefSeq names its product interleukin 25 (gene IL25). The record is from RefSeq and is a predicted model, not a curated record. Lineage: Eukaryota; Metazoa; Chordata; Mammalia; Primates; Lemuridae. Gene Ontology annotation, cellular component: extracellular region. Gene Ontology annotation, molecular function: cytokine activity.